Piliocolobus tephrosceles (Ugandan red Colobus) is the source of this 5634-nucleotide messenger RNA. It is a transcript of the gene SYNGAP1, whose product is annotated as synaptic Ras GTPase activating protein 1. NCBI's taxonomy places the organism in Eukaryota, Metazoa, Chordata, Mammalia, Primates, Cercopithecidae. The record is from RefSeq and is a predicted model, not a curated record. Gene Ontology annotation, biological process: regulation of GTPase activity. The coding region runs from base 78 to 3851 and encodes 1257 amino acids. The transcript has 15 exons.
CCUCCUUCUCCCCCUCUUUCUCCCCCUCUUUCUCUCUUCUUUCUCCCCCGUCCCCCCGCCCCCUCCCCCCAGGCCUGAUGAGCAGGUCUCGAGCCUCCAUCCAUCGGGGGAGCAUCCCCGCGAUGUCCUAUGCCCCCUUCAGAGAUGUACGGGGACCCUCUAUGCACCGAACCCAAUAUGUUCAUUCCCCGUAUGACCGUCCUGGUUGGAACCCUCGGUUCUGCAUCAUCUCGGGGAACCAGCUGCUCAUGCUGGAUGAGGAUGAGAUACACCCCCUACUGAUCCGGGACCGGAGGAGCGAGUCCAGUCGCAACAAACUGCUGAGACGCACAGUCUCCGUGCCGGUGGAGGGGCGGCCCCACGGCGAGCAUGGUACGGCGGCCGAGCAGGCUCUCAAGCCCUGGACAGGCGAGGGGAGAGGGCUGAAGAGGGUAGACAUGAGUUUUGGUGGGAUACUGUUCAACCCAGUACACCGUCUCACCUAUGACUGCUGUCUGUAUCCCACUUUCUUACUGUCUCUCCUCUUUUGGUGUCUCUCUGUCCCUUCCCCCUUUAACAUCGUGCCCACCCCACCAUGCCAGGACAACAGCCGCCGGGUAGACAAUGUGCUAAAGCUGUGGAUCAUAGAGGCCCGAGAGCUGCCCCCCAAGAAGCGGUACUACUGCGAGCUCUGCCUGGAUGACAUGCUGUAUGCACGCACCACCUCCAAGCCCCGCUCUGCCUCAGGGGACACCGUCUUCUGGGGCGAGCACUUCGAGUUUAACAACCUGCCGGCUGUCCGUGCCCUGCGGCUGCAUCUGUACCGUGACUCAGACAAAAAGCGCAAGAAGGACAAGGCGGGCUAUGUCGGCCUGGUGACUGUGCCGGUGGCCACCCUGGCUGGGCGCCACUUCACAGAGCAGUGGUACCCUGUAACCCUGCCAACAGGCAGUGGGGGAUCUGGGGGCAUGGGCUCGGGAGGGGGAGGAGGUUCGGGGGGCGGCUCAGGGGGCAAGGGCAAAGGAGGUUGCCCGGCUGUGCGACUGAAAGCACGUUACCAGACAAUGAGCAUCUUGCCCAUGGAGCUGUAUAAGGAGUUUGCAGAGUAUGUCACCAACCAUUAUCGGAUGCUGUGUGCAGUCUUGGAGCCCGCCCUGAAUGUCAAAGGCAAGGAGGAGGUUGCCAGUGCACUAGUUCACAUACUGCAGAGUACAGGCAAGGCCAAGGACUUCCUUUCAGACAUGGCCAUGUCUGAGGUAGACCGGUUCAUGGAACGGGAGCACCUCAUAUUCCGCGAGAACACGCUCGCCACUAAAGCCAUAGAAGAGUAUAUGAGACUGAUUGGUCAGAAAUACCUCAAGGAUGCCAUUGGAGAGUUCAUCCGUGCUCUGUAUGAGUCUGAGGAAAACUGCGAGGUAGACCCUAUCAAGUGCACAGCGUCCAGUUUGGCAGAGCACCAGGCCAACCUGCGAAUGUGCUGUGAGUUGGCCCUGUGCAAGGUGGUCAACUCCCACUGCGUGUUCCCGAGGGAGCUGAAGGAGGUGUUUGCUUCAUGGCGGCUGCGCUGCGCAGAGCGAGGCCGGGAGGACAUCGCAGACAGGCUUAUCAGCGCCUCGCUCUUCCUGCGCUUCCUCUGCCCAGCGAUUAUGUCGCCCAGUCUCUUUGGGCUUAUGCAGGAGUACCCAGAUGAGCAGACCUCACGCACCCUCACCCUCAUUGCCAAGGUCAUCCAGAACCUGGCCAACUUUUCCAAGUUUACCUCAAAGGAGGACUUUCUGGGCUUCAUGAAUGAGUUUCUGGAGCUGGAAUGGGGUUCCAUGCAGCAGUUCUUGUAUGAGAUCUCCAACCUGGACACGCUAACCAACAGCAGUAGCUUUGAGGGUUACAUCGACUUGGGCCGAGAGCUCUCCACACUGCAUGCCCUGCUCUGGGAGGUGCUGCCCCAGCUCAGUAAGGAAGCCCUCCUGAAGCUGGGCCCACUGCCCCGGCUCCUCAAUGACAUCAGCACAGCUCUGAGGAACCCCAACAUCCAAAGGCAGCCAAGCCGCCAGAGUGAGCGGCCCCGGCCUCAGCCCGUGGUACUGCGGGGGCCAUCGGCUGAGAUGCAGGGCUACAUGAUGCGGGACCUCAACAGCUCCAUCGACCUUCAGUCCUUCAUGGCUCGAGGCCUCAACAGCUCUAUGGACAUGGCUCGCCUCCCCUCCCCAACCAAGGAAAAGCCACCCCCACCACCGCCUGGUGCGGGUAAAGACCUAUUCUAUGUAAGCCGUCCACCCCUGGCCCGUUCCUCACCAGCGUACUGCACGAGCAGCUCGGACAUCACAGAGCCAGAGCAGAAGAUGCUGAGUGUCAACAAGAGUGUGUCCAUGCUGGACUUACAGGGCGAUGGGCCUGGUGGCCGCCUCAACAGCAGCAGUGUUUCGAACCUGGCGGCCGUAGGGGACCUGCUGCACUCAAGCCAGGCCUCGCUGACAGCAGCCUUGGGGCUACGGCCUGCGCCUGCUGGACGCCUCUCCCAGGGGAGUGGCUCAUCCAUCACGGCGGCUGGCAUGCGCCUCAGCCAGAUGGGUGUCACCACAGACGGUGUCCCUGCCCAGCAACUGCGAAUACCCCUCUCCUUCCAGAACCCUCUCUUCCACAUGGCUGCUGAUGGGCCAGGUCCCCCAGGCGGCCAUGGUGGGGGCGGUGGCCAUGGCCCACCUUCCUCCCAUCACCACCACCACCACCAUCACCACCACCGAGGUGGAGAGCCCCCUGGGGACACCUUUGCCCCAUUCCAUGGCUAUAGCAAGAGUGAGGACCUCUCUUCCGGGGUCCCCAAGCCCCCUGCUGCCUCCAUCCUUCAUAGCCACAGCUACAGUGAUGAGUUUGGACCCUCUGGCACUGACUUCACCCGUCGGCAGCUUUCACUCCAGGACAACCUGCAGCACAUGCUGUCCCCUCCCCAGAUCACCAUUGGUCCCCAGAGGCCAGCCCCCUCAGGGCCUGGAGGUGGGAGCGGUGGGGGCAGCGGUGGGGGUGGCGGGGGCCAGCCACCUCCAUUGCAGAGGGGCAAGUCUCAGCAGUUGACAGUCAGCGCAGCCCAGAAACCCCGGCCAUCCAGCGGGAAUCUAUUGCAGUCCCCAGAGCCAAGUUAUGGCCCCGCCCGUCCACGGCAACAGAGCCUCAGCAAGGAGGGCAGCAUUGGGGGCAGCGGGGGCAGCGGUGGCGGAGGGGGUGGGGGGCUGAAGCCCUCCAUCACCAAGCAGCAUUCUCAGACACCGUCCACAUUGAACCCCACAAUGCCAGCCUCUGAGCGGACAGUGGCCUGGGUCUCCAAUAUGCCUCACCUGUCGGCUGACAUCGAGAGUGCCCACAUCGAGCGGGAAGAGUACAAGCUCAAGGAGUACUCAAAAUCGAUGGAUGAGAGCCGGCUGGAUAGGGUGAAGGAGUACGAGGAAGAGAUUCACUCACUGAAAGAGCGGCUGCACAUGUCCAACCGGAAGCUGGAAGAGUAUGAGCGGAGGCUGCUGUCCCAGGAAGAACAGACCAGCAAAAUCCUGAUGCAGUAUCAGGCCCGACUGGAGCAGAGUGAGAAGAGGCUAAGGCAGCAGCAGGCAGAGAAGGAUUCGCAGAUCAAGAGCAUCAUUGGCAGGCUGAUGCUGGUGGAGGAGGAGCUGCGCCGGGACCACCCCGCCAUGGCUGAACCGCUGCCAGAACCCAAGAAGAGGCUGCUCGACGCUCAGGAGAGGCAGCUUCCCCCCUUGGGUCCAACAAACCCGCGUGUGACGCUGGCCCCACCAUGGAACGGCCUGGCCCCCCCAGCCCCACCACCCCCACCCCGGCUGCAGAUUACGGAGAACGGCGAGUUCCGAAACACCGCAGACCACUAGCCCACCCAGCAUCACAGACCUUCUCUUCCUUUCCUGUGCACCCCACCCUGUAACAGCACCAACCACCAGGACUGGACAUCACCGAGGAACAGCGGGAUUGCCUCCCCGAAUGCCUCCCUGGGAGGCACACUGAUUGCCCACCCCCCCCACUGCACCAUUUUCAGGAGGGAGAGCGGGGACCCUCAGCCGCCCCCUUUUCCUUCCCAUUGGGGUGCUGCCCUCUCUUUGACCCCCAGGGACCCUUGCCCCAGGACACCGCCUACCCCACACAGACCCCUUCACUCCGGGGUGCUAUCCCCAUCCUCUGCCUCAUCGUUCCCCUGAGCACUGGGGGACAGACCCUCACCCCCACCCUGGGGGUGUGGCACCUCCAAACUUUCAACUUCAGGGUGAUUUUUUUAGCAGUAACCAGAGCUGACAAUCUAACUCCCCUCCACCGCCCCAUUUUGGCCUCCCCUGCCCCCCUUGUUAUGGGGAGGGGACCCCAGGUGAGGGGGCCCUAUUACCCCUUGAUUUCUCAGGAGCGUCUGGGGGGGCUCAGCACGCACAAACUCCUUCUCCUCCUACCCCUCUUAAAUUUACUCCCUCCCCACCCAGAACCCAGAUGGGGUGGAGGGGGCCACCGGGGCAGGGAGGGGGCGGCAAGGGGGGAAUGGGAGUUGUCUCCCCUUCUCCCCACACCUGAUCUGCUCUCGGCUGGUCCCAGAGCGGGGUGAGGGGGCUUAUGCCCCCCCCUCCCCCAGUGUGUUGGGUGGGGUGGAAUUGAGGUUAGGGUGAGGGGUCAGGGUUUAGGAGGGUGUGUAUGUUGGGAGGACAGGCUAGUUGAUCUGUCCUACUCUGACACACAGUCCCCCCUGCCACUCCCUUCUCUCUUCUUGGUCUCUACUCCCAGGGGGAGGGGGGAACUUACUCUAGGAAAAGCCAUGUCUCUCUCCCCCGGGGUGGGGGGACCUGUGUUGGAGGAGGGGUGUUGGGGGGCCCCCUUCCAUGACUCUGUCCCCUGGGGGAGGUAGGACGGGGCUGGGCUUCCCUCUCAUCCUCCCCCUCCCAAUCUCCUUCCACCUCCCUCCCUCCUGCCAGCUCCGCAAUUUUUCGGUGUUUCUCUGUACAUAGUUCUCUGGCGGGAUAGGGGAGGUAGGAUGGAUGGGGUUUGGGGUGGGUAGGCCAUGGGAGGGGAGAAGCCCCUCUUUGGCACCCCCUCUUCCCUGACUGCUGUCCCCUACCCAGCCUUGCCCCCUUCAUCCUUUUGCGUUUGGUAUUGAGACUCUCCUAGACUCUACUCCUCUUUCUUUUGUAUGGACAGUUUCCCUUCAGUCCCAUCCCCCUACACAUACACCCAGCCGGGGCCAAAUUUAUACUUAUAUAAAAGUUGUAAAUAUGUGAAAUUUUAUCCCUGUGCCCUUUCCCCACCUCAGGCCCUAGCCCUGGAUCCUCCCCAACCUUCCUUCUCUCUUCUUUGGCUGUUGUAAUUAUCUGGGGUUUGUACUGUACAUAUCCGGGGUGUGUGUGUGUGGGCUGGGGGCAACCCUUCUGUACAGAGCUUCCUGGCCCCCCCCCCCCCCGCCCCUCUGCUUCCCUCCCCACCCACCACCUUAAGGGUAGGGAGAUGCUCUUCCUACCUGUUUUAUUUUGUUUUCUCGUUCUCCCUCCCCACCCCACUCCCAGCCUUAUCUAUCCCCCCUUGCUGUCCCCUUUUCUCCACUCCCAGCCCCAUUUCCUUUUUUUCUGGAGUGUGUGGUGAAACAGAAAAAAACAUGUUUAAUAAACGGAGAUUGUUCUUUUA